Molecule: messenger RNA, 7052 nt
Organism: Cephus cinctus (wheat stem sawfly)
Lineage: Eukaryota; Metazoa; Arthropoda; Insecta; Hymenoptera; Cephidae
Product: arginine-glutamic acid dipeptide repeats protein
Exons: 11
Coding region: 1360-5799 (1479 amino acids)
Biological process (GO): regulation of DNA-templated transcription
Cellular component (GO): nucleus
Molecular function (GO): sequence-specific DNA binding; transcription corepressor activity
Source: RefSeq, a predicted model, not a curated record
UAUGUAUACAUAAACCUACUACAGUGUGAGGUCACUAUUAACAAGAAAUGUAUUUUUAACGUUAUUGGUGGAUCAUAAAUGAGGAAAUUUUAUGACAGUAAAUCAGGAAAAUUGCGGGCGAAAACAAGAGAAGGCUAAAGAAAGAGAGUGGGAGAGGAGAGAGAAAGAGUGAGAAUGUGAUUAAGAGAGGGAAAGAGACAUAGUGGGAGAUACACAGGAGUUAGAACUGCUGUAUGGAGUAAGAGUGAGAGGAAAAUAAAUAUAAAGAAAGAAUGAAAAUCACAAUGGCUGUGGGGUUGGGGUUGAAUUUGCUAUGGGUUUGGGGGGCUUGCAAACAGUUAUGAGGAAAUUGGGGUAACGAGAUUGCGGAACGCGCCGAGUUGGAGCGCACCCCCACAAAAGAAAAACGAAACAAAAACUCAGUACAAGAUGGCUGCGUUUGGGUGUUGUGGCUGCUGAUCUGAUUUUGUGCGUGCUGCUAUGCUAGUUUACUAGACUGGCUAAAUUUCGGCGAAUUCUAUAAGAGUUUUCGUCGUUUUCUUCUUACUCAAGUAACUAACUUGCAGUUGUGCGCGAUAGUGGGUUGCGGUGCAGGUAAUAAUGCGAGAGCAUUGCUAGCACGUCCGAAUAUUAAAAAAUCCGAUCAAAACGCUAUACUCAUAUAGCUCCUAUGUGGUUCAAGGGGUGGAUGAUUGGAAUUUACUAAAAGUGCAAGAACGAAGCUGGUAGAAACCCUGGAGAAGGACAGUGGAGCGUUGGAGGAGGGAGAGAUGUCCGCCGGCACCCAAGGCGAGAUACGGGUUGGUCCAUCGCACCAGGAUCUAGUGCGAUGAUCGACAACUGAAGUUGGUAGAAGUCGAGUUCGUAGACCAUGACUGGAUGUUCGUUGUGCCACGGUGUCCAGUUAUCUUCUUGAUGAUACUCUAAUUGCAGACAACAACUGAUCUAGUUCUUUCGACAUGCUUUUAAUUUGACACUUCAGUACUUAUCGAAGUCGGCAGCUUAUUAACAAUAACAUUGAUACGUCCAAUCUGCUGGUGUAUAUGGUUUACAAGAAGGAUAGAAAUACGUGGCUAAUUUAGUGAGUGUCAUUUGGAGCUGCUAUUAUGAUUUGAACUUGGAAAAUGCCUAAGCCAUAAUUUGGUAUAUCGAUGGAUGAACGGAAACGUUGUUCAGAGAAGAAUAAGGGAACGCUCAGUCUCGUGUGUCAAUAAAGAAUGAUUGAGUUUUGGGGCUUUUGAUAAGCAAGUCGGAUUAUAGGCCCGUUUGCCUGAGUAUCGGCCGGGUAUACCUCCUGGCGACCUACUUCCUGAUCCAGAGUUCUCAAAAGAACGCGAAGAGCUAAGAUGGAUACCAGCGAUGGCCUUGGAUGGGGACCUUCUCAUGUACCUGAGGGCGGCUCGUUCAAUGGCCGCGUUCGCCGGUAUGUGUGACGGUGGUUCCCCGGAUGAUGGUUGCGUUGCAGCUUCACGAGACGAUACCACCAUCAAUGCACUGGACAUCCUGCACGAUUCUGGCUAUGAUCCAGGAAGAGCUUUGCAGGCUCUCGUUAAGUGCCCCGUACCCAAAGGCAUCGACAAGAAAUGGUCCGAGGAAGAAACCAAACGAUUUGUCAAAGGUCUUCGGCAAUUUGGAAAGAAUUUCUCUCGGAUUAGAAAAGAUCUUUUACCUCAUAAAGAUACGCCAGAAUUGGUCGAAUUCUAUUAUCUGUGGAAGAAGACUCCUGGUGCGAAUAAUAACCGACCACAUCGCAGACGUCGGCAAGGAUCCUUACGUCGGAUCCGUAACACGCGGAACUCCAGAGCAGGGACACCCAAGGAGGAAGUACCCACGCCACCGAAGGACGCACCGGCAACUACUGCUAGUGCAAAGGAAACUGCUUCGGAACCGGAAAUAGUUCCCGUUGGUACGCCAGCUAGCAAUAAUCCCGGUGGAGAGAUCAGUUCCGUCACCGAAGACGAUAAUUCCGAAGAAGACAGUGACUCACGGGACACCAACACGAACGGGACAACGCAUUCCUGUCAGCAUUGCUUUUCGACAAAUUCAAAGGACUAUCAAAUCGCUGGGAAGGACCGAUUACUUCUUUGUGCGGAAUGCAGGGCGCACUUGAAGAAGACUGGAGAAUUGCCGCCUGCACCGCCAUACUUAUUUCGUCCGGUUCCUGCAGAGUCUCCAGACAGUCCGGGUAGAAUGCGUACAAGAAACAAAGCUAAAGAGACUCCUAGACCCGCGAGACCAAGACGUACCGGAGGAACGGACACGCCUGAUCAAGAGAAGCAGCAGCAACAAACGCCUGACAAGACGAAGAAGAAGUCUUCGAGCAAGCCGGAAACACCGAAGAAAGGUCAGAAGAGGUCGCAGACGGAUGAUAUGGAAGAGGACAAAGAGUCACAAAAACGUAAACGUGGUGAACGUCCCGAGAGCCCGUCGGAAUCGCUCACAACAGAUAGUAACUCUCUUAUGGAUGAACCUGAGAGAGAAACGGAAACGGACGCCAAUGAGAAUCAACCUGCACCAUCCGUUGUUGCAAGUGACGAACCUGCCAGUCCUAUUAUAACUACUCUGGAGGAGCCAUCUGAACCUACUCCGGCAUCAACGCCAAUUCCACUUUCGGUUUCGGUUACGGUGCCGGUACCAGUUCCCGUCUCGGUUACGGUGCCGGUACCAGUUCCCGUUUCGGUGCCAGUGGCUGUCCCUGUUCAAGCACCUAUACCGGUAGCUGUGCCAGUUCCAGUUCCCAUUCAAAGUUUACCAAUAUCAGUGCCCGUCAUUCAUUCCUUGGAUAAAAAACCAUUGUUAAUGGAUGAGCCUACAGAGACCAAAGAACAAAUAGAGGAAGUCUCACUGGCUAUUAAUCAGCCUCUUAAAUUAGAACCAAGACCCAUAGAAGUACCGAUGUCACCGUUGAAUGAAGAACUCAGAGAACCUGAGCAGCAACAACAACUCAAUUUGAGUAAUCCUCAGCAAUCCAAUCAUCCUUUAAAUGUUACUGACAUGAGUCAAAAUAUUCAUCGUAAUUUAUCACAAUCUAUUGCCAGCGCUGUCGGUAUUUGUGCACCAGGAGGUCCCACUAAUUUAUCAAAUCCUCAGAUAACUUCUCAAAGCCAGCAGAAUCUGCCUCUCAAUAUGCAAUAUCAAAGUAACGUAUCGCAAAAUCCAAACGUUCCUCAAAAUUUAUCACAGAACAUCCAGCUUCCGCCAAAUAUACCACAGAAUAUUGGUAAUGCAAACCCUUUGGGAGUUCCGCAAUCCGUCUCUAAUACGGGUGCAGAGAACAGCGUUAAUUUAACGAGCACACAAAGUAUGGGGCAAAGUAUUCUUCUACCAACUGCCCUCAAUUUAAAUAUCCCACAGAAUAUGUCCACGACCAAUAUCACUCAAAUGCCGCAAGUACCAAGUUCACCGCAACCGCUUGGCUUAACAGUGAUGCCUUCUGAAAAUAGAAUGUCAGAGCGAAUGGCAGAUGACAGAUUGGGUCCAGAGCGACACCGGGAUAAUAGGAUAUUGGAGAGGAUGUCAGACAGAAUUCCGGACAGGAUGGAAAACGCGGAACCUGAGAGACCGGAACCGACUAACUUAUUCCAGCCUAUACAACCACCAAGUAUGUUGUCGACGGAAAAACCAGCAGCUAUCUAUAAUUUGGCUGGUACUCCACCAAUGGAACCUCAGAACUUAAAGAUAAAGCAAGAAAUCAUACCACCAGAACCAGAUCCUCUCCAGAGUCUCAAGGAAGUUAAAGUUCCUGGUUUUCAAACAGGUUUUCCAGGACCAACUCUCGAGAACAUUAAAAAGGAUCCUGAUAGCUCUAGUAAACCACCUACCCCAAGUAAGCAUUCUUUAGCGAGCAACCAGCAAGUCGCUCAAAUACAGUCAGUAGCAGCUUCCCCGACUCCGAGUUUGCCACCACCUCCAACUUCUAUUCCCCAACCUGUGAUGCAUCCUGCCCAGCAACCGAGUCCUCACAUGACUCAUCCAUUCCACACACAUCAUCCCUUGAUGCAUCAUUCUCUGUUCGCAGCGAUGCAUCCCUAUCAUCCACAUGCUUACACUGGAUAUGCUCCUGUAGGUGGUUACCCACCAUUCCCUCCGUAUCCAUACGGUCCCGUUCCUCAUGCCAUUCCACCUCCGUCACCACAGAGAAAUCAGGAAAGCACAACAAUGAUGACUGCACACCAUUCAAGCACAAGCUCCAGUGUGACGACCAGGGAGGAGGGAGAAAAUCUAAUUGCUACCCAUCACCACUCAUCAAGUAUGCACCAAGCUACGACCUUACAUCACGACAAGUUACUAACUAUUUCCUCGCAUAGUUCACACAGUCAUUCAUCCUCUCAUAGUUCUCACAAUGCUCAAAGGAAACCAUCAAUGGUAUCUGCGUGUCUUACCUCCAGUAGCUCAGUUCAUCAUCAUCAUCGUCCACCGCAACCACAAGCUCCUGCACCACCCCCUGAGCCAAAGAUGGAACCGGAACUUGUGGAACCUGAACCGGAAGAACCACCAAGUCCAAGAGGACCAUCCCCGGAGCCUCGAAUCGAAGACUCUGAGUGUCAUCGAUCACAGUCAGCGAUUUUUCUUCGACAUUGGAAUCGCGGGGAGAAUAAUUCUUGCACCAGGACAGAUCUGAUGUUCAAGCCAGUUCCGGAUUCCAAGCUGGCUAGGAAACGCGAGGAAAGGUCGAGGAAGCAAGCUGAGAGGGAGAGAGAGGAACGAGAUAGAGUUGCUGCUCAGCAAGCUAGAAAAAUGACAACUCCUGAGAAGCAACCGGAAGUCUGCAAACCUCCAAGUCGUGGUCCUAUGGAACCGGUAGUGUCGCCUUAUGAUAGAUACGCGGCAAGACCUGGUUCCUACGCGGAUACACCCGCCCUGAGGCAACUGUCUGAAUAUGCCAGACCACACGCUGCCUUUUCACCAGCCAGACACCCAGCGCCACCUGAUCCCAUGCUGCACUAUAUGUAUGGACCUGCAGCGCGGGAACGACUCGAACUAGAGCAUUUGGAACGUGAGAAACGCGAGCGAGAGAUACGGGAGUUACGUGAACGCGAGCUCAACGACAGGAUUAAGGAAGAAAUGCUCAAAGGGGCUCCAAGGCCUAUGCCUGCGCCGGUCGAUCCUCAUUGGCUGGAGAUACACCGACGUUACGCAGCUGCUGGACUUGCCCCAGGACCUGCCGCUCCUCCUCAAGCAUUGCAUCAGUUUGGUCUUUACGGAGCACCUCCUGGACCUAGCCAACUUGAGAGGGAACGUCUUGAACGUCUAGGGAUACCGACUUCGGGUGGCGGGGGGCCAGCAGGGGGAGGGGCUGGCCAUCCCGUGGCGGCUCAUCACCACAGCCAGCUGGACGAGCGGCUGGCUCUGGCUGCUGACCCGAUGGUCCGGUUGCAGAUGGCUGGCAUCUCGCCUGAGUAUCACGCUCACACUCACGCGCAUACGCAUGCGCAUACCCACUUGCACCUACAUCCGGGACAGCAGCAGGCCCAGCAACAGGCUCAGCAACAGCAGGAAGCAGCUGCAGCUGCAGCUGGAUUCCCCCUGCCUGCAGCAGCCGGUGCAAAUUAUCCACGACCUGGUCUAAUGCCCCGGGAUCCUUCGCUGGCUCUACACCCAGCUGAACUUCUUGGACGACCUUACGCGGACAUGGCUGCCCAUCACGAGCAGCUACAGCGACAUCUCAUGAUGGAAAGAGACAGAUUUCCACCUCAUGCAUCCCUGGUCGCUCAUCAUGAGGAAUAUCUGAGACAACAACGUGAGCGCGAGCUUAAAGUUCGCGCCCUGGAAGAAGCUGCACGAGGAUCGCGUCCUUAAGCAUAAAUAAAAGAACUUUCAUUGAAAUUGUUCUUCAUGAAAUUGACGAGCUGUCAGAGACGUUACUGUUAAAAGCAUUUCUCGCCAUGACUUUUGAUUCAAGGCACAAGAAUGCAGGACGGUAACGCUGACCUUUUUUCACCCUCUAUUUAAUUUUUCUUUCAUACUCCAUAAGAAUUUUAAUUUUUUUUUAUCCCCAUCUCACAUGCUACUUACUAUAAGGCAUCAUGGGCAGUAAUCUGUGUCCUAUGUAACACAUUAGUGUAAAUAGAUGAGAAAAAUAUCUAUAGCGCGCUAGUUUAUCCUAGUGCCGUAUAGAAGAUACGAGUUCAUAUAGCGACGCUUGUUGUACUGUAAAUUCAUUGAAAAAUCAUUAUUGAUGUUACUGCAGUAACAGCCGCAAUCUUAUUAUGUGACACCUCGUGAAUCAAUAGUUUCUUAAUGACGACUUGUAUUCAAGAGGAGACAUCGUCUCAAGCCUAUUGGCUAAUUUUAUUGUCUUUUUCUCAACUGUUUUUAUCCUUAUUUUACUGUCUUUUUUUUAUCGGCCAACAAUACGUUCUUUCGCGUUCUUAACGUAGCGUCUCUCGACGCUAUAGAGAAAAUGAGGGACAUAUGUAUUUUGAGCCAAAUCUUUUAAUCUUAUUUUAAUACCCAUACAGGGGCUCGUGUUUCUUUCUACCUUAAAUAGACUGUAUUAUUUAAAGACGAAGAAAACGGAACCGGUAAACUCUCGCGUAAUUUUUACAUUAAGUUUGAGUAAUCCUAAUUAUCUUUUACUUGUACAUUUUUCCUUUUCUCGCCUCUCAAUUAUUUUAUUACCUGGAAACUUAUUGCUGCAACUAUGGCAGGUUUUUAAUGAUAAUAGCGAUAGUGGUAAUAGUAAUAAUAAUAAUAAUAACGACAGCGGCUGGCUGAUUGUAAACAUCGAAACAAACUGACCAAAGUUAAACGUUUUGUCGAAAAACGUUGGAUUGUGAGCGUAUAAUGUUCCUCGGUUCUACAUUGUACGUAUACAUAGUUUCAUAUAGAUGAUAUUGUAUUUUGUAUUAAAGCGAGAAGCACAGUGUAUAUGUUUAGACUUUCAUGUGUUAACGAUAUCUUUUUCUUUCAAUGAGAAAACAUAAAGCCGUAUGCUGCUACUUUGAUUCUCAUAACCAUUGGAGUUAAUGUAUUUACAUUUACAUUAUAUAGGCUACAAUAAUUGAUUCAUUGUAAUUCAAUUGUUUAACCAAGUAAAAAUUUCAUACAAA